UUGUUCUUUUGUCUUUUUGACAGGCUCGUUUCGUGCUCGUCUUUCUUGGCCACCUAUGGCGCAUUGCGCAUUCUGCAUCACUUGACGGGCUUGCGACUCGAGUACCUGUUUUCGUACUUUUACACAGUCCCUGCAGUCAAGGACGUGGCAAACCGCCAAGGGCUCUUGGCGGCCAUCCUGCUCAGUUUUCUGGCAUUUGCUCUCGACAUUAUCUUGUACCUGGUCGCUCCGGUGCGAUGGCUGCUGGCGCUUGCCUCGUCCAUCAUCUGGAGCUGCGCGGCCUGUGAUUUUGGCAACGUUGCAUCAGCUCGCUUCGCAACAAGCAUCUGGCCGUUCUCCUCCAAACCAGCCAGGCUGUCUCCGGCUCCAUCCAUCUCUCAACCCCUCGCAACAAUCCCGCUCAUUCCAAUAGUGUUUGUCUGGGCGGUUGCCGUGGCCCAAGAAUUCCUGGUGCGCGAUUUUGAAUCCGCCACCGUAUUUUGCCGCGUGUUUGCGUCCCACAGCGUCGGUGCCCCCGUGGUGUUUGCCUGCCUCUCCCUCUACCACGUUCUGUCUCUCGUGUGGGGGCGACGAGAGCAGCGGCGGAUUGCCAUGCAUGACGCUGGACUUCGUGCAUUGCUGGCCACUGCGUGUGUUCGACCCGAUGAUUCUCAGAUUUCUCCCUUGGCUUUGCCCCUCCUUUCCGAAGCAAUGGAUGCUUCUAUUGACGACCUGAUUGCAGCCGAGACUGCAGGACAGCCUUCUUCAGCACCACUCCCUCUUGCAGCAGCAGCAGCAGCAGCAGCGCACUCAGAGACAACCUUGGCCCUGGCUACCGACCGAGCCUCUUCUCCAGCAUCGCAACCACGGUUUGACCCAAGACUCGCUGGCAUCACAACCAGUGAAAACGGAAAUCUGGUGUUGGCCUUUCAGAUGAACCCGAUCAAACCUGGCCACGAGGCCAAGGCAACAUCUGUGCACGCUGACUUGUCAACACAGGACCUGGCAUUUUUGAACUCUACGCCGGCCGGCCGCUCCAUUGCUGCCUCAUUGCGAGUGGCUGCAUCAGCCGCCACCACCUCGACUGGCUCACAGCACUCGCCCCCUUCGCUUGCUGCUCCUGCGUCGCAGGCCGCUUCUUCUGGAAAACAUGCGUCAAAUGGCGUCAACUCUUCCUCGCCAGCACCGACGGCGCAAACCAGCAGCAGUCGCAAGAAAUCCAAGCAGCAGUUGCGCGAUGCCGCGUCUUCUUCCUCUGGCUCCUCGACACACAACAACAUUCCAUCCCACGAAAGCGAGUCCGACACCUCCAACCACCCUCCACCAGACUCUAGCUCCCGUCGUGACUCGGUCGAUCUGAGCGGUGCUUCCGGCUCUUCGCAGCAGCAGCAGCAGCAGCAGCAGCAGUCACAACAGCACAACGCAUCGCAAACGCCAAUAACGACUAUUGUAGAUCCCUCGAUCGACGCAACCAUGCGCCUACUCAAGGAAGAACAAACCGUGCGCAUGAAGGUGGAAAAGAGCAUGGCCAAGCUGGAUCGCGAGGUUGCUCGUUUGCGGCUCGUGGAAACCGCCUUGCGCAGCGACUUGUCCAAGCAACGGCAGUCAGUCACGGCCAUGGAGGCAGACAACGAACAACUGAAGGAACGCGUGACCGAACUCAAGCAGUCAAAGCAGCGGGUACUGGAAGCCAAAGCCGCUCUCGAGCGUCAAACGGCGAGUGAUCGCCACGUCAUUGAGGAUCAGCAACGGCAUCUGACUCAACUGCGUGCUCAGGUGGAAGAAGUGCGCUCAAAGAGCCAGCAAGAAGCAGGCACGGCGCAGGACACGUUUGCCAAUGAACUGGCCGAACUGACCGCGAAGGCAGCUGCUGCAGAAGCGGCUCGCGCUCGUGCCGAAAAGGAAUUGAACGUUGUUCGCAACAAGUUUCGCCGUCUCGAAGAUGAAGCUCGGAAAUCCAAGGAGGAAAGCGACCAGUGGAAGCAAGACGCGGCCGACGCACGCUCGGAACAGAGCAUGCUUCUGGCUGGGCACGAAUCGGUGACUGCGCUUGUCGAGACCCUGCAAGUCCUGCAAGAAGAGAAGCGCACGCUGGAGACGACUCUCAGCUACGAGACCCGAUUCAAGAUGGAGCUCAUGCAUGAGCUGUCCAAGGCCCGUCGCGAGGUUGAAGCAAUCAAAGCCGGCCGCUUCAUGUGA
Molecule: messenger RNA, 2178 nt
Organism: Capsaspora owczarzaki ATCC 30864
Lineage: Eukaryota; Filasterea; Ministeriida; Capsasporidae
Exons: 1
Biological process (GO): neuronal signal transduction; chemotaxis
Cellular component (GO): nuclear membrane; rough endoplasmic reticulum membrane
Molecular function (GO): microtubule binding
Source: RefSeq, a predicted model, not a curated record